Molecule: messenger RNA, 5462 nt
Organism: Haliotis rubra (blacklip abalone)
Lineage: Eukaryota; Metazoa; Mollusca; Gastropoda; Lepetellida; Haliotidae
Product: sushi, von Willebrand factor type A, EGF and pentraxin domain-containing protein 1-like
Exons: 28
Coding region: 1-4332 (1443 amino acids)
Molecular function (GO): calcium ion binding
Source: RefSeq, a predicted model, not a curated record
AUGGCGAAGGCUGCAGUGCUGUUGGAUAGCGGUGUUGUUUGUCCAUUGAUGUUAACGCUGUUUGUCGUCAUUCAAGAUGAAGACAGAAAGACGAGAUAUUGCGAAAUGAUCUUCCUUCAAGUGGCUGGUCUGUAUCUGUUCACACUACUUGUCACGAUACCCGGAUGUACCUCAACAAGAAUGCAUUUCCUCGGUCACGUGAUCAAGGACAUGGAAGAUGAAUAUCGAAGAUCAUGUAUCACUGAAGAUCACCAACCACUGCUGGACCUCUGCAGAUCACCAGAAGGUAACACUCUCGGGCUAGCCACUCGCAUACAACGAGUGCCUCAGUAUUCUGUCUGCACUCUCAAGAAACGUGUUGAUAGAUGUGCCUGGUGCUUAAAUGGGACAUGGAAUCUUGCAUCAUGUGAAAAGGGCAGAAGAAGGACGAAAAGAUCGUUUUGGUUCCUGGAUGAUUCCAUCAGCGAUUGUUCCUUGUUUUGUCAGAGGCGACAACCAGGGUUUCUGGGGUUUAUCUCUCCGACAUUUUCAAGCUGCACAUCGCCAAAGACGCCAUUGUAUGUGAAAGGACGGACAACCACUCGCGUCACGUGGACAGUACCUGUAGCACAUGAUGGUCAAGGAAAGAGUGUCAGCGUGGUGGCUGUGGCUGGUAACGGUAGACCAGGCGAUUCCUUUAAUAUGGGAGUGACGACAUUUGUAUACAAGGCAACAGAUGAUAACGGCUUGUCGAGUUUCUGUCAUGUCACGUUCGAGGUUAAAGUUCACACAUGCUCUGUGCCAGUGGUCACACAUGCUAGCCGUGGCUGUGACAGAAACAGCUUCAUCAUUGGAACAACGUGUCAGUUUACUUGCAUCAGUGGAUACACAAUUAAUGGAGCAAGUCAGCUCACGUGUGAAGAAGGAGGUGCAUGGAGCCAUCAGGAACCAACAUGCACACCAACGACCUGUCCCAGCCUUGACACCUCCUUCUCCUGCACCGACGGCUUCAACUACGGCAGCAUCUGUUCCGUGAGAUGCAACCUGACAGCUGGACUUUCCAUGACCACUCCGAGAGCAACAUUCUGUCUUCCAAACGGGAGUUGGGAUUUACCAAUACCUGACUGCAAUGACACAACCCCUCCGACAUUUAGCAAUUGUCCUGUGGAAAACAGCCUUAGGUACGCUGGCACCCCCGUUGCUAUGACGACAGUAAUCUGGAAUGAUAUUUUGGCAACGGACAACACAGGAAAUGUUUCAGUCACACAAACAGCGGGACCCGUCUCUGGGUCAGCUUUUCCCGUGGGAAAGACGGUGGUCAGACACAAGGCAGUUGACAGUUCCGGAAACCAGGCAGAAUGUGUGUUCAACGUCCUUGUCAACCAUCCGAUCUGUUCCCCACCGCCAUACAGCGACCCCAGGCUGCGAUAUGACUGCACCAAGCAAUAUGACCUUGACUCACAAUGUAACGUCAGCUGUUCUGGCGGCUAUGUCCUUGACGGAUCAAACUCCAUAAAGUGUCAGACAAAUGCUGCCUUACUACCAACUAUGUCCUGGGUAUUGUUGACCGGGUCCUCGCCGUCCUGCCAGGAGCCGAAAUGUCCACCUCUGAGGCAGCCUGCCAAUGGUAAUUUAUCCUGUGAUCGACAUCAAACUGGUGGAGAUAUGUGUACAAUGACAUGCGGGGCCGAGUGGGACAGACCGCGCAAUGCUCAGUUCGAUCUCUUUGUUUGUCCUCCAUCAACUGGUGUCUGGACGCCGAGCACUGUCGUUCCAGACUGCACAGUCAAGAGAACUCCAGAUGAGAUGCGUCUUGAAGCCAGUAUGCGACUUUACACGAGCAGCUGCGAAACCGCAUCUGGCAAACAACAACUUGAGGAUGUAUUCCUACCACUAAUCAACAGUACUACAUUUUUCUCAAAUACUGAUUGUGCCACAACUAGCUCCUGUUCUCUGCAAGAUGUAACGGUGGCCUGUGUGACCGUCAACAGGAGAAAGAGGAGUCUAACUAAUCAAGAGCUUCUUGCUCCACUUAACCGGUACAGGCGGUCGGAGACGGCUUUGGAGGUGACAUGGUACUUCGGCAUCGACUACGUCUGUAACAACAUGACGACAGACGCCUGCGUCACGUACCACAGGGAUGUCCUGAAACAGCUACUGGACAAGGUCCAGGCGAUGCUGAACAAUGGUCAAUUCAACACGACCGUCGCCGGUGGUCACGUCCACAAUGACUCCCUCAGUUCCAUGAACGCGGAUUUCAAAUGUGAGGAAGGAAUGCUACCAGUUUUUGAAACUGGUUCCUGUGCCGUGUGUCCAAAGGGUACGAUGUAUAACAGAGCAACAUCCUCAUGUGACCUUUGCCCUAAAGGCAGUUACCAAAACGAAGACCACAGCUUCAGCUGUAAGAUUUGCCCUAGCGGAACUACUUCUCUUGACGAAGGUUCGACGUCGCGUGCGGAUUGUAAAGUCCAAUGUCCUGCUGGACUGACAUCCCCUAACGGCAUCGAGCCCUGUGUUGUUUGUCCUCUUGGAGAGUAUCAACAGUUGGCAAGUGCCAGAGAAUGUCUUCCUUGUCCAAGAGGUACCAUCAGCCCUACAGGAAGCACAUCACCCGAAGCCUGCAAAUCGUUCGAGUUCUCCGUCAAUGGUGAUGUUAAAAUGACAAGUAUUGCACCUACGACAUCGGAAAUUGUCGACUUCACUUUAUCAGUGUGGUACAAAGCCACCCAACUCACAAACGGAACAAUUAUAUCGGCUGGUGACAUUUCUAUCGAACUUCGUCCCGCACAGCAGCUGGCGGUCUCUGUAUUUCGGGCCGACAUGAUCACCGCAGCGACAGAUCACAACAGAUGGACUCGGUUUGACGUGACGUACAACACCUUCGCUCUGACACUGUACAAAGAUGGCAAGAGAGUGUCCUCUUCACCAGCAUAUAUAACAGCAUCAUCCUCGACGCUGUCUGUCAGUGUUGGCAGUGGUGAUGCCAUAACUGUAAGAAGUGUUUCUCUGUAUAACACCAGCAAGACGUCCUCAGAGAUCCUCCAAUUGGCGUCCACCUGCGGCACAAUGGUGGGUGACGACAGCGUCCUUUCCCUGGAUCAUAUGCGUACAGAAGGUUCUGGAACAAUCACUAUGAUGGCAUCAAGCUCCUGCAAUGCUGUGGAUGAGUGCCUGGCGUCCCCGUGUAAUGGGCAUCCAUGUGUGGACACCCCCACGUCCUAUGAGUGUCGGUGCAAGAGCGGCUACACUGGACGUAACUGCUCCUCGCCGCCACUGAAAGACCUCUGCGCACACCAUCAGUGCCAGAACAUGGCGGUGUGCAAAUCUGGUGGUUCCAACUACACAUGUGAAUGCACGGAAGGUUUCCACGGACUUCUAUGCCAACAACGAACCGUUAAUGGUGGUUGGUCAGCGUGGAGGGAUUGGUCAGCAUGUUCCGUGGCAUGUGGGGAAGGUCGGAGGACAAGGUCAAGGUCAUGUGACAGUCCACCUCCGGGCACUGAAGGGAAGGAUUGUCCUGGACCAGCCACAGAGACACUCACCUGCAACACGCUGGACUGUCCAGUCUGUAGUUCGUCACAGCUACAGUUGGGAUAUGGCCAUAUCGGCAGUGGUCCAGAGUGUAACAGUACUGGUGGUGCCAUCGACUGUAGGCCUGUCUGCCGGGAAGGAUUCUUUACUUCAAGGCAUCAGAUUACAGUGUACACUUGUAGGGGAGGAUAUUGGACUCCAUCUACCAAACUGCCGUCUUGCAUCAGAGUUGUCUCCCCUACAUCAAUGUCAUUGAUGGCGGAAGUUAAUUACCCUGGCAGAACAUGCCUCACACAGUCACAGUCAAACGACCUUAAGACGUCCUUGACCCAGAACCUCGAGAGAAUUACGUGUGGACGCAAAUCAGCCUGUUCGAUCAGAGUUACCGUUCCUGCAUGUGGCCCCGAGAGCUUUACAACGACUUACUCCCACUUCACCGUCAACCUCGCAAACGCCGACCUUGACCUAGGAUCCUAUGUUCACAAUAAAACGCUCUCUCCGGGUCUUGUAGCUGUUGUUGAUGCUGUGGAGACACUAGAACAAACAGCACGUCAGUUACAGAAUACAACUACAACUGUCUGGACCGUGACGUCAAAUGGCGCGACGUACACGCCGUUAUAUCCCAUCAACGUCACAGCUGAUGUCAUCUGCCCUACAGGGACUUUUCUUGAAGAUGGGUUGUGUGGUGAAUGUCCGACUGGUACAUCCUAUAGUGGUGCUCGACACACAUGUGUUCCCUGUGUCAGAGGAACAUAUCAGGGGGGCUCCCGGAUUCUCAUUCUGCAGAGCGUGUCCCCAAGGAACGACAACACGAUACGGUAGUUCCACAUCCAUCGAGGAUUGUACCGUCACAGCAGAGGUAACUCAAUCUACACUUUUACCUGCAAAUGGGGACCACCCUACUCCUGUACCAAAAGAGGUAACUCAAUCUACACUUUUACCUGCAAAUGGGGACCACCCUACUCCUGUACCAAAAGAUGCUGCAUCAUAUAACAGUGUCGCCCUCACCAUCGUUGCAAGUGUGAUGGGGGGCAGUUGUCUUCGCGACACUCAUGGUGAUUGGCUGGUUGAUACGUCAGAGAAAGAACGCACAAACUUCUGGCUCUAAUGAAGGGACAUACGAACAAGGAUAUCGUUGGUCCACCAGCGACGAGCACGUUUCUCCGGUGACCCAGGAAAAUGUCUACAAUGAAAUACAAACCCCGGAUAAAAUGCCAAAGAGAACGCUUUACUAUUAUCAUGCUGGGGAAGACAGGUAUCUGCCCUGUGACCCUGACCCUGACCCUGACCCUGACCCUGACCCUGACCCCGAUUAUCUCCCCAAUGGUCAUCCCAAUCAAGAACUGAAGGAUGCACCCGAUACUGGUCAGCAGCCUUCGUCAAGAGUGGACGGACGAACACUACCAUCCUUUCCAGAAAACACCUCUGAGUUCCAAUAUGGACUCUCCCAAGAAGAGACGGUCACAAUUGAUCCUUAUUAUCGAUAACAAACUCAGCAGUGGAACUUCUUCGUUUCAUGGCUACCAACGUGGUAGUAAAAUAAUGCCGCUACUAAAUAUAUAACUCACAAUUUAGAAAAAAAUUGUGUCAGCGCCCAAUUGGCCAAAUGGCAUAGGGGCCCAGAUUAUUACUGUUUAUCACUGUUUAAAAGUGUCUAUCCGUCCGUAAAGUCAUGUUCUGGUAAUGUUUUCUGAAAAUAUGUUUUCUUGUGAUCUGUAGGUUAUCUCCCUUGUAUUCAGCGCAAUGUUCACUCGAUGUCACAUAUAUAUAUAUAUAUAUACCUAAACGUUUGUGAGGUAAUUAUGUGGCUGGUUUAGGGCAACGGUUGAACGUGCGAUUGUGUUACAGAGGGCUGAUCCGAUAUUGUCUCCAGGUGUGUGUGUGUGAGUUAUAGUCAGUUGUGUGCGUUGAUUGUAUAAAAGUCACGUCGAAUACAUGUGCACGUUGUUUCA